Molecule: messenger RNA, 1091 nt
Organism: Marmota monax (woodchuck)
Lineage: Eukaryota; Metazoa; Chordata; Mammalia; Rodentia; Sciuridae
Exons: 5
Coding region: 1-831 (276 amino acids)
Source: RefSeq, a predicted model, not a curated record
AUGGCCCUGACCCCAGAGUGCGGGGGCCCGCCCGGGCUGCUCCAGGCCGCGAUCCACUCCCACACCCUGGAGAGGGGAGCUGCGCUGGGAGACCGAGCUGCAGCGGGGGUGGGGCACGGGCGGGCCCCUGGGCAUCGCUUCCUGGGAGCCCACCGUGUCCCAGGACGCUCCGGGACCGCGCUGCAGGCCCGGCCCGCGCUGCCCACUCCCACCCGGCCAAAGCCCGGCUCUUACCUCUGGGGCCGCCACCCUCCCGAGGCACUGCGCAACACCGCUCGCUGCCCGCCCGCCCGCGCGGCCGCGCUUCCCACGCCCGGCGUCCUUCGUGGCGCCACCCAGCGGCCGCGUCCAGCACCGCACGCUCGAGUCCGGGAAAAUUCUGCCGCAGCCUCGCCGAAGGAUUUGGAAAUUCCCAGAAUUUGCCACUGUUUCCUCCUCCUGAAAUAUCUCCAGCAGACCCCAAGCCCACAUUUCUGCCUGAAGAAAUUCCACUUGUGCUUUCAGGCCAGUACAAAAGCCUCUUCGAGUGCCAUCUGUGACCUCUGUUUUCUGGGACUAGUUAUUGAGCUCUCUGUGAGAGCCUCUGCUACCUGGCCAACCCUUUUAGAUAUCCUGAGCAACCAGCUUGAAGUGGAGGUUUUAAAGAUGCAGCCAACACUCCAAAGCAAGAGAAAGCUUGUCUUAUCUUCCCAAAGAGAGAGCCUCUGCUCCAUUGCCAGAUAUCCUCAACUCAUCACCACCAUCAAAAUCAUACCCACCUUCACAGACCUACCCAGAUCUCCCCAGCUGGAAGGAGCCCGCCCACUCUGGAUGCACUGUACUUCAUGUUGACUUCUGGGAUAUCAUUUCUUAUUUUAUUCCUUGUAUUUAUUUUGUUUUUAUUUGUUUGAAUAUACUUAUAGUAUUCUUUGCAAUGUUUUAAAAUCUGUGGGUACAAAUAAAUGCAUAUCUUCUUCAUCUCAACCUCUGUUGGCUGAGCAUCUCACAUGGUUCCUUGUUACUCUUUGAGUUUCUGUUUAUUUUUCUAAAAGAAUAGUACCUACUUUGUUGAAGUUCUGUGAGUAUUAAGUAAAAUACUCUAUUUUAACAUU